CCUACCCUUGCUCUCUCCCGAUGGGUUUGUGCAGGAUUUUGGGCUGAGUCAGGAGAGGAGGGAUGCGGGGAGGUGGCAGCCUGUGCUCUGCCUCAGCCAGAGGAUGCCGCAGCUCGGCGCUGCCUUUUGACUUAUCCCUCGGAGCCCUCCACCCAGUCCCUCCAUGUCCAUAGCCAGCAAGCAUUUCUCUCAUCAUGAGUGCUGAAUUAAACGUGCCGGUGGAUCCUUCCACUCCUGCUUGCUGCUCUGAACCUGGCACCAAAGGCAUGGAUUAUCGGGACUGGGUGCGGCGCAGCUAUCUGGAAUUGGUCACAUCAAACCACCACUCCGUUCAAGCCCUUUCCUGGAGAAAAUUGUACCUGAGCCGAGCCAAACUGAAAGCUUCCAGCAGAACCUCUGCUCUGCUCUCUGGAUUUGCAAUGGUUGCCAUGGUGGAGGUGCAGCUGGAGGUGCAGUACAAGUACCCCCAGAUGCUGCUGAUCGCUUUCAGCGCCUGCACGACGGUGCUGGUGGCAGUUCAUCUCUUUGCCCUUCUCAUCAGCACCUGCAUCCUGCCCAACGUGGAAGCAGUGAGCAACAUCCACAACCUGAACUCCAUCAGCGAGUCCCCCCACGAGCGCAUGCACCCCUACAUCGAGCUGGCGUGGGGCUUCUCCACCGUCCUGGGGAUCCUCCUUUUCCUUGCAGAAGUCGUGCUUCUGUGCUGGAUAAAAUUCCUGCCCGUGGGCUCCAUCCUGAAAAACGAGACCGCCAACGCCGAGAAGCCCAGCGGCCACGCAGGUUGGCAGUCGGCCUUGGUCUCCACCAUCAUCAUGGUCCCAGUGGGUCUGAUUUUUGUCGUCUUCACCAUUCACUUCUACCGCUCGUUGGUGCGGCACAAAACGGAGCGCCACAACCGGGAGAUCGAAGAGCUUCACAAACUGAAAGUGCAGUUAGACGGGCAUGACAGAGGCAUGCAGGUAGUGUGACAGGGAGGCAGAGGCUGCUUCCAGCACACCGAGGCUACGAGCAAAAUCCCUGUUUGGCUAGUCGGUGAGAUGCCCCACUGGUGGAUUGUCUUGAGGCUUAAAUAUGUAAAUGCUAAUUGCCUGCCCUAUAUUGCUGUGGGUUCUAGCGCUGUUUCAGAUGCCGGGGUUUCUGGCCCGUUUCUGGUCCUACACACUCGCAGACUUAAAUCAACACUGCCGUGGAAUUCAAGGUCAAAACUUGAUCUACCUUAACUAUGGUUCAGGUAGCCAAAAAUCUGGGCUUUUUACAAAUGCAAUAUUCCAUUGCCAAAAGUCAAACUGCAUCAGCUGUUCAAAACACCAGUGUGUGUGUGUGUGUAGGAUCUGUCUUAUGUGUCAGAACUCCUUGGCUGUUGGUGCAGCAGCAAUUAACUGGCAGCUCGUUUCUAGAGCUGAGCUGGUUAAUGAGGGUAUCUGCAGCUGACUUGAGGACAUCCAGGAAAGCACAAUAGAAACUGUGAGUGUUGGUCACCUUUGUUCCAAAGCAAGUGUUCCAUAAAUACAUAACCAGAAAGAAAUCAGCCUUAGCUUUUAUAUUGUUUUUUUUUCUUCUUUUUUUUUCUUGCUAUUCCUUACUAUAUUUUUACAGCUGGGGAGGUAGAAUUUCGAAUUGCAGGAGGCUGGGAAGUUCUGUUGUACUUUAGCAUCUGUCACUUUAGGCUGAAUGAAUGCCAAGAUCAUGUAUUUUUUCCCAAUAAGAGGCAAAAGUGCCCAGGGAAGGCUUACAGGUGUUUUAGUUCUAACAAGGACAUUCUUAAAACAGAACAGUGACAGGGAAUUUAAUGAGACAAAACUUUGAAGGACUAGAAAAGCAAGUUUCAAGGAGGUAAGGAGUGACAGCAUAUAGCAUGUUGUAGAAAUCUGUCGCGAUGUUGUCUUCAUUUAUGUAUUAUUGCAGUGUCUUUGCCUGGUUUGCUGGAGAGAACAGUCCCCAGUCCUGCCUAUUUCAUCAGCUCUUUGGGUUUGGUUUUUUUUUUCUGUCAGCUGUAGCAUUUCUCUGUCAAAAAAGAACGCUUCCUUCCCCCUCCACCAAAGCAGGCAACUUUUCUGGUGGAACCUGGAGCAGUGCUGGCGAGUCUGACGGGGCUGGAUGCGGCGGGAGAGCUGUGUGCCAUUAAAGAGCUAUCGCCUUUCAUUUGAGCUGGCUUUCUCUCUCAGCAGCAGAGAAAACGAUACUUGCACGUCUGUAUUGCUUAGCAAGGGAAGCCUGUAAAUUCUGUAGCAUCCUUGUGGGUGAAAACUCCCGGAAAAAUGAUUUUAUGAUUUAUGGUAACUUCGCGGAGGGAAAAGAGUGGUUUGCAAUCAUCAGCUUUUUUUUAAGGGAAAGUGAGGCUUUCUGCCACACAGGGCUGAGAGGAGCAUGAGCACGUUUUCUUGGCCCUGAUCCUGUGCAGAUUUCCUGCUCUGCACUCCCAUGUUGCAGUUGCAGAGUGUCCCAGGCCUUAUAGGUCUCUGAAAUCAUUAAGGAUGUUUGUAAUGUUCUAUUUAACCCCGCUCCCUUAUUCCACUGGGAUUUGAGCAAUCUAAUGGCAGCGUAUUACAUGUCAGCUUCCCAGAACGGGGAGUACAGGCAAAUCCCAGUGCAGCAGGGUGAGACUUAUCCCUGUAUUCCUCUCUGUCGAGGGCCUGGGGAACCCAACUCUCAUCUCUCUUGUUUACAUGCGCGUUCGAGCAUCGCUGAACAAGUUGCUUAGCACUGUGUCUGUGGCUUUCAUCUGUUGUUCUUGCCGCAGUUGGCAUGUACCAUAUUGGCCGAUGUGCAGCAAAGAAAAUAGUCUUUGUGUGCUAAAUGACUAGUCUGUACUUAGGCACAUAUGUGAAAAAUCAGAAGUGUCCUCCAGGAAGUGGGUGGUCGUGAAAUUCAUACGAUCUCCCCAGGAGUCUGCCCUCUCUCCCUCCUCUUUUUACCAUAAUAAAAAUUAAAGGUUUAUACAACAAAAUCACAGCUGAGUUUUCUGCCAGUUAUUACACACGUAGGCUCUUCUACCAACAAAAUUUCUAUUGUGAGGCCAGAGCCAGACCAGAUAAGAUGACUCUCUCCUCUGUACUUUGCAGUCUUCCUUUAACAUCAGUAAUAAUAGGACUCUAUGUAAUGUGAAGCUCAAGGGGUUGAGGAAAGUAUUGAGCCGUUUUUUGUAAUUUAAAAAUAAAAAUUGAGCUUCACAGCGUGUACUCAGUGCUGUGAAAGCAAUGCAGCUCGCUUGGAAACAGCCAGAUCGUUCAUUUAAUUCUUUGCAAAUAUAAUAAAUUUCAGCAAAUGGAGAAAUGCA
Calidris pugnax (ruff) is the source of this 3277-nucleotide messenger RNA. RefSeq names its product ORAI calcium release-activated calcium modulator 2 (gene ORAI2). Gene Ontology annotation, biological process: store-operated calcium entry. The transcript has 4 exons. NCBI's taxonomy places the organism in Eukaryota, Metazoa, Chordata, Aves, Charadriiformes, Scolopacidae. Gene Ontology annotation, molecular function: store-operated calcium channel activity. Gene Ontology annotation, cellular component: membrane. The coding region runs from base 195 to 968 and encodes 257 amino acids. The record is from RefSeq and is a predicted model, not a curated record.